AGCAGUCAGAGUGCUGACUGGUUCGGUGUAACGCCACCCUUCUCGGAGCCACUCUACGUGGAGGCACGCUUCCUACGCACCAUCUCCGUCUUCGGUCAGCCGGGUCAGGUGAACAUGGAGCUGCGUUUGACCAAUCGCAGUCUCACCCAGGCCACCCUCUUCCACGUCUGUGCCCGGGUGCCGACAGAUACCACCAAGGCGCACUGUUUAGAGUCCUUCCCAGAGAUUCCAUCGCUACCGCACGGCGCCAACAGCGUGGUCUUCUUCGACGUCAAUUUUUGUGAGUCCACCCAGCCCGUUCGAUUUGGUCUCAUGUAUCAACUGAGCAUAGGGGAAGAUGAACUGGCCAAACCAAUCACACUCGAGGUUUCCAUUAAGCCACCUGUUGGCGAAUUGUUCCAACCCCUGGACAUGAAAGUACGCGAUUUUGUUUCCAAGCAAGGUGAGUGUCGAAUUUAUCCUGUGCCUGCACGGUACGUGAUGCAAUAUACCGUUGGGUUUCGGCCUAUCCUUGAAAACUUUUACGGUUUGAAAUGA
This is a messenger RNA of Dibothriocephalus latus, 537 nucleotides long. Lineage: Eukaryota; Metazoa; Platyhelminthes; Cestoda; Diphyllobothriidea; Diphyllobothriidae. The record is from the annotation of a GenBank genome assembly.